AUGUCAGAUGCCAACAGCGACGCGAGCAGCAGCGACUCCGAGAGCGGGUCGAGCGGAUCGCACUCGCCGCAGGUAGAAUGGCUGGCCACGGGGCGGUCGAAGCGGUCAACUGCCGGCAACCGCAUGAAGUCGAUGCUGGCCAACGAAGGCCCGGCCGACGAAGACUCGGACCUAGAGCUCCUGUUCCAAGAAGAUGCAGACGACGCGGGCUUCACGGAUAAGGAAGACGGCGAUGGUUCAGACGCGCAGAUGGACUCAUCAGACGAUGAUGACGAGAACGAGGCCAACGGAGACGAUAUGGAGGGCGAGAAGGAGCUCGAGCGCCAGGCCAGGGAGAAGAAGGCGGCUGCGCGCAAACGCAAGGCACAGGAGGCCAUCCCCGCCAAGUUCAGGAAGAAGGUCCGCAUCAGCCAGCCGCCCGAUACCCCGACCGGAAGCACGGUGCCUCCGCCCCAGCCCAGGCCAAAGAAGAAGUCGGAGCGGACGAGCUGGCUGCCGACGGAGGCUGACAAGCCUACUCGAGCGUCGGAGCGGAAGACUACGCGGCUGAGUAAAGAGCAGCUACAUCAACAGAUGAUUGAGCGCGAGGCGAGGCGCAAGAAGCAGGUGGAGGCGAUGGAGAGGAAGGCGAAGAAGCUGGAGGCUAUGAAGAAGCCGCCUAUGACGCAAGCUGAGAGGCUACAGGAGGCUGCUAUCGUGGAGAAGAGGAACUCCAAGAGUCUCAACCGAUGGGAGGAGGCCGAGAAGCAGCGUGAGGAAGAGAGACGCGCCAAGCUGGCGGCACUGCAUGAACGACGGCUCGAAGGACCUGUGGUUACGUUCUGGACUGGUAUUAUCGACUUGAGCGAGGUCCAACUGAAGCAUGUUGGAAAAAUGGUGUCGAUGGAGGAGAAGCCGAAGAGGAAGAGACCCUCGACCGCUAUCGCAGAACCGCCUCAUCCGCCACUCUGCGUGAUCACUAAUCAUCCAGCUCGCUACAGAGACCCCGUGACAGGACUGCCUUACUACAACGUCUAUGCCUUCAAGGAAAUCCAGAAGCUCAUCAAGGGCGAGUUCAAAUGGAGCCAGGCGCUGGGU
Molecule: messenger RNA, 1077 nt
Organism: Cryphonectria parasitica EP155
Lineage: Eukaryota; Fungi; Ascomycota; Sordariomycetes; Diaporthales; Cryphonectriaceae
Exons: 2
Biological process (GO): chromatin remodeling; regulation of DNA-templated transcription
Cellular component (GO): nucleus
Molecular function (GO): ATP-dependent H2AZ histone chaperone activity
Source: RefSeq, a predicted model, not a curated record